AUCUGAGUUUAUCGAAGAUCUCUAAAUUUUAGCUACGAUUAUGUCAUAUUUCCCAAAAUAUGUGGCAAUAUUUGCCCUCUUUGUCCCGAGUGUUGGUGCGCUGGACGCUUUUAUGGCUGCAGUCUAUGAACAUGCUGUUAUACUACCGAACAGAACAGAAACACCCGUGCCAAAAGGAGGAGCUUUGCUCCUGAUGAACAAGAACAUAGAUGUUUUGGAGAAAGCAGUUAAACUGGCUGCCGGGCAGCAGGGUGCACAUAUCAUCGCUACUCCAGAAGAUGGAAUUUAUGGCUGGGUCUUCACAAGAGAGACCAUUGACCCCUAUCUGGAAGAUAUCCCAGACCCUGAUGUGAACUGGAUUCCAUGUAGAGAUUCCCAGAGGUUUGGCUACACCCCAGUGCAAGAAAGACUCAGCUGCCUGGCCAAGGACAACUCUAUCUACGUUGUGGCAAAUAUUGGGGACAAGAAGCCAUGCAAUGCCAGUGACCCUCAGUGUCCCCCCGAUGGUCGUUACCAGUACAACACCGAUGUGGUGUUUGAUUCUCAGGGAAAACUGGUGGCACGCUAUCAUAAGCACAACCUUUUCAUGGGUGAAAAUCAAUUCAAUGUACCCAAGAAGCCUGAGGUUGUGACUUUUGACACCAUCUUUGGAAGAUUUGGCAUUUUCACGUGCUUCGAUAUACUCUUCUAUGAUCCUGCUGUUACUCUGGUGAAAGAUUUCCAUGUCGAUACCAUAGUCUUCCCAACAGCAUGGAUGAAUGUUUUGCCACAUUUGUCAGCUAUUCAGUUCCACUCAGCUUGGGCAAUGGGCAUGGGGGUCAACUUCCUUGCAUCCAAUAUACAUCACCCCUCAAAGAGAAUGACAGGAAGUGGCAUCUAUGCACCUGAUUCUCCAAGAGCAUUUCAUUAUGAUAUGAAGACAAAGGAGGGAAAACUCCUUCUCUCACAACUGGAUUCUCACUCACACAGCCCUGUAGUGAAUUGGGCUUCUUAUGCCAGUAGUAUAAAGGCAUUCUCAACAGGAAAUCAGGAAUUUAAGGGUACUGCCUUUUUUGAUGAAUUCACCUUCUUGGAGCUCACAAGAGUCACAGGAAAUUACACAGUUUGUCAGAAAAAACUCUGCUGUCAUCUAAGCUACAAGAUGUCUGAAAAGAGAAGAGAUGAAGUUUACGCCCUGGGGGCAUUUGAUGGACUACAUAUUGUCGAAGGGACGUAUUAUUUACAGAUUUGUACCCUGCUGAAAUGUAAAACAACAAACUUAAACACUUGUGGUGGUGCAGUUGAAACAGCUUCUACCAGGUUUGAAAUGUUUUCCCUCAGUGGCACUUUUGGAACUCAGUAUGUCUUCCCUGAGGUGUUGCUAAGUGAAAGUCAGCUUGCACCUGGAGAAUUUCAGGUGUCGAGUGAUGGACGCUUGUUCAGCGUGAAGCCGCCAUCUGGACCUCUCUUGACCGUGACUCUAUUUGGGAGAAUGUAUGAGAAGGACCAGACGUUAAAGGCUUCAUCAGACCCCCAGGCACAAACACUGGGAAUAAUGCUCUUAGUCAUAAUGCCAGUUGUGUGCUCAUUAAGUUGGUAGAAUAUCUCCAUUUGCUCUCUUUUAUUUUGUGUAAUUAAAAAAAUGAUGGAUGAGAAAAGAAGGAUGAAGAUCAUAACAGUGAUCAUGGUCUCUUGUACAAAUGAUUAGAAAUAUAUAUACAUAUAUAGUUCACUAUUUUUACAUACACACACACACACACACACCCCAGAUAAUAGAAGCCAGAUAAACAGUGACACAACUUUGAAAGGUAAAAUCUAUAAAAUGAGGGUAACAGUUUUACCCACAUUUUAGGUGGUUUUUUUUUUUUUUUUGGUGAAAAUUAAAUAAUUGAAUGCAUUUAAAGUCCUUAGACAAGUUUCUGGAUCAUGGAAAGUACUCUAUAUGUGCUAGCUAUUAACAAUGUGUAUGACUAUCACAAUAAAACCAUGUGUGAUAUACUUAUUGCUAAAAUUACAUCACCUCUGAUUGUCUAAAGUGUAAACAUCUUCCCCUGGCUCAGCCACCCUGCAUAUUUCAGUUAGAAACUCAAUGAACUCAACAUCAGUUAAUUGGUUUUGGCUCGAUACCUAACAAUGAUUAUCCCAGAAGGCAGCUGGACUUAACACCUAGGAACUUAUUAGAGCGCCUCCACUUUUUUGAGUGUUUUUCAGUGCCUCUUCAGUGUUUUACCUAUCUUAUCAGCCUAUAAGCAUAUUAAUAGGGUGGUUCUAAACCAAACAUUUACCAAAUCUGGACUGUGAUCUGUUUUUGCAUGGCCUGUGAGCUAAGAAAGGUUUUUAUGUUUCUAACGUGUUGAAAAACAAAGAAGAAUCAAAAGAAGAAGAAUAUUGUGUGACACAUGAAUGUGAUCUGAAAUUCAAAUUUCAGUCUCCAUAUCUAAAGUUUUAUUGAACACAGCCACAUUUAUUUAAGUAUUGUUGAUGGCUGUUUUUAUUUUAUGCUGUGGUGGUGAAGUUGGGUAGUUAACUAGACGCUAUGGCCAGAAAAGCUGCAAAUAUUUACUGCCUGACCCUCUACAGAAAAAGUUUGUUGACUCCUGCACGGAAGUAAAAUAACAAUGGAUUUUAGUAUUGAAAACCUUUAAAACAACUUAGUGGGCAAAUUGCCUUUAAGUGUCUUUCUUGUAAUUCUUUCACAAAAGGAGAAAUAAAAUAUCUUUAUUUGCUUUGUAUGAUACACCAUCACACACACAAGAUUACCCUGAUUAACUUAAACCAAAUGUGCUAAGUAAACAAAUAGCCCAAAUAAGUGAAGCUAAUUUUUAUGAACAUUAUUGAUAUUUAUUCACUAUAAGAUACACACCACAAAGUGUUUUUUUGUUUUGUUUUGUUUUGCAUUUGGUAUGUUCUAAAAUUCCUGAGAGAAAGCAUAUUAGUUUUUAUUUUCAAAUUUUUCCUGGAAAUCAACUAAGAACUACUCAUCUGAACAUACUCUCUCAUAUUUUCCCCUGUGACAAACUUAACUAGCUUGUCUUAGCAUGAUUUUUCUUAAUUUUAAACAUUACAAGUAGUGAAUUUACUUUUUAGAAAUGGUAUUUACUCUGUCCAUACCCAGCUCUGGUUACUUUUUCACUCUGGAUUUCUUUAACACAUACAUAUUUUAUGAUAGCUUUGAUAUGCUUUUUAACUGUGAUUUUUAUUUCCUCUGCAUAAAACAUUUGCGAUGCUCUUUUAAUACAAACAACGCAAUUCCAAAAAAUAUCAAUGCUCAAAUAUGUUUUCCUUAAUCUCUUUAUACCUUGAUGAAUUUGAGUGGUCCAGAGAGCAAUUUUCGACGCUCCCUCAUUUAAAGAUAUAAUUUGUUAUCAACCUCGUGAUGAUGUAAAACACACAGACACACUCUACACGUAGUAGCCCUCUUCCAAGAUGAUCCCCAAUGAUCCCCACCUCCAGGCUCCAUGGAUAAAUUCUCCAUGAUUGUUUUGUUGCUAUUGAUUCUUGUAUUUCUUUCUUCAUUUUUUUCUUUUUUAGAGAGAGACAGACAAAGAGUGAGCACAUGAGUCGGGGGGAGGGGCAGAGGGAGAGAGAGAAUCUCAAGGAGGCUCCAUGCCCAGCACAGAACCCAAAACAGGGCUCAGUCUCAUGACCCUGAGAUCAUGACCUGAGCUGAAAUCAAGAUUUGGAUGCUUAACUGCCUGAGCCACCCAGGCACCUGUGAUUCUUAUAUUAUUUCUUACAUAGUUUCUGAGCCUUGUCACUUAUAAUAAAUCUGAAUCCAUUGCCACUUUUACUGUAA
This is a messenger RNA of Leptonychotes weddellii (Weddell seal), 3775 nucleotides long. The record is from RefSeq and is a predicted model, not a curated record. Lineage: Eukaryota; Metazoa; Chordata; Mammalia; Carnivora; Phocidae.